This is a messenger RNA of Trypanosoma cruzi, 936 nucleotides long. RefSeq names its product mitochondrial carrier protein, putative. The transcript has a single exon. Gene Ontology annotation, biological process: transmembrane transport. The record is from RefSeq and is a predicted model, not a curated record. Bases 1 to 936 code for a protein of 311 amino acids. Gene Ontology annotation, molecular function: transmembrane transporter activity. Lineage: Eukaryota; Euglenozoa; Kinetoplastea; Trypanosomatida; Trypanosomatidae.
AUGAACACGGACGAUGUUAAGGAGGUAUGCGCUGGAUCCAUUGGCGGGGCGCUGGCCACCGUGGUGGAGUAUCCCUUAGACACAAUCAAGGUGAGGCUGCAGGAUGAUCCUAGUCGUUACCGUGGUAGCCUCAGUUGUAUUACAGAGAUUGCACGGCUUGAAGGGUUCAUCAAUGGCUUUUUUAAAGGUCUUCCUGCCCCUGUUAUUGGUGCCGCAAUAGAGAAUGCCACCCUGUUUUGCACCUACCGCGUGGCUAUUAACGGCAUUCAAGAUGUUUUUUAUGAAAAACGAUUUGAAUCAGACACAGAGCCGUAUUCUGUGGUUUUUUCUGCAGCGGCUAUUGGUGGUCUUGUAGUAUCGCACGCAUUGACGCCUGCAGAACUUAUCAAGUGUAAGAUGCAGGUACAAAACACACUUCCUGGACACAAACGGGCAUUAAAAAAUUCUCUGCAUUGCGCCAUGUCCAUAUAUAGGAGCUCAGGUGUACGUGGAUUGUAUAAAGGGCACGUUUCUAUGCUUGCGCGAGAGACUACUGGCUGUGGAGUGUACUUUUUAACGUUUCAGUGGGUGAUUCGCAACAUGCUGCACGAGGGUCAAAGCUUUGCUGAGGCCUCGCCAUUUGUUCAUUUUCUUGGAGGCGGGUGCGCUGGUGUUGUUUUCUGGACAUCGAUCUAUCCGAUUGAUGCACUGAAGACCAAAAUUCAAACCGGCAAAGGAGGCUAUGGUGAGCUUUCUUUUGUUAGGGGAAUGAUGCAGCUUUACAUGCGAGAGGGAAUGCGUGGGUGCAUGCGAGGAUACACCGUUACUGCGCUUCGUGCCUUCCCUGGAAAUGCAGUUUUAAUUGCCGUUUACGAGAAGGUGAACCUUUUGUGGGAAAUGUCGCAUCGCUCUCGUUGUACCUCUGUUUGUUCGGCAUCGUGCGUUGGCAGCACAUAA